CAACCUCAAUCUUUUGACAGUGGCGUGUUUUGAAAUUCAGCAAAAUGGCACAAGGCAAAAUAAAAGUAAAAACAAAGGUGCCCAACGCAAAAACUAAAAAGCAAAAAGGCGGUGCGAAUACUAAACGAGCCAACCGUCCAGUGCCAAAAAAGAAGUCGGAAGAGACGCAAAGAAUAAAACAGAUCAUCAGUAAAACAGUGAAUAAAGCAGUGGAGGAAGAAAUGAGGAAAAGAUCGGAAAGCGGACAAAAAUCAUUGUCAAACGCACAGAAAGCUGUAGCCGCACAUAAUUCUAAAGCUGGGUCAAGUAAAUAAGUGAAUUGUUGAGUAUUAAGUAAGUUUUAAGCUAAUAAUGUUGUUUGUAUUAAAGGAAAUAAAAC
This is a messenger RNA of Brassicogethes aeneus, 379 nucleotides long. NCBI's taxonomy places the organism in Eukaryota, Metazoa, Arthropoda, Insecta, Coleoptera, Nitidulidae. The record is from the annotation of a GenBank genome assembly.